UAAAGCAGUUUAAUACGAUAACAAAGUAGUAUUAAACUAAUAUAAUACUAUAAUAGUUAAUAAUAAUAUAAUAGCAACUCAAUUACCAAACAAAACAAAACGUUUCAAAAUUGUUUUUCUUCCUUUUUGACGAUUGUGCAUUUGUGUAGAUACCUACCUAAUUUCUAAUUAUGACAGAAGAAUCGCCGAUUAAUACGAAUAUCGCUGAAACAACCAACACCCGAGUAAAAAAUUGUAUAUUUUGUGACUUAAUUACUGCCAAUGAUCCAAAUAUUAUUCUUGAGCGUCGAAGCGAUCAAUUUGUAAUCAUUAAAGAUAUUAAGCCAGUGGCUACUCACCAUUUCUUAGUGUUGUGUGACAAACACGUAAAAAGUGCUAAAAGUUUACAGCCUAAUGAACAGGAUUGUAAUUUACUCAAGAGCAUGGUUGCAGCUGCAAAACAAAUAUUAUUAAACAAUGGUUGUGAUUUGAAUGACACAAGAAUGGGUUUUCAUUGGCCUCCAUUUUAUUCAAUAGGACAUAUGCAUCUUCACGCCAUCAGUCCUGCUAGUUCGAUGUCUGUUUUCAAUCGUUUUGUUGCAUUCAAUCCAAGUUUCAGUUAUAUUUUUGUUGACGUAGAUUAUGUGCUACAACGUAUUGGUUGCAAAGACAAAAAUGAAACAGAAAACCCAUCUUCAGUCACAUAAAGCAAGCUGUGAUACAUAUUUUAUACAUUACAAUAUGGGCACUAUGUGUUAUUUUUGAUAUAUUAGUAUUUUAUUCAUUAGGUAUUAUUAUACUAUUAUUUUAUUUAUUA
Metopolophium dirhodum (rose-grain aphid) is the source of this 796-nucleotide messenger RNA. RefSeq names its product adenosine 5'-monophosphoramidase HINT3-like. Gene Ontology annotation, molecular function: catalytic activity. The record is from RefSeq and is a predicted model, not a curated record. The transcript has 5 exons. Lineage: Eukaryota; Metazoa; Arthropoda; Insecta; Hemiptera; Aphididae. Bases 171 to 686 code for a protein of 171 amino acids.